Molecule: messenger RNA, 3798 nt
Organism: Artibeus jamaicensis (Jamaican fruit-eating bat)
Lineage: Eukaryota; Metazoa; Chordata; Mammalia; Chiroptera; Phyllostomidae
Gene: TRPC4
Product: transient receptor potential cation channel subfamily C member 4
Exons: 11
Coding region: 613-3549 (978 amino acids)
Biological process (GO): regulation of cytosolic calcium ion concentration; calcium ion transmembrane transport; manganese ion transport
Cellular component (GO): membrane; cation channel complex
Molecular function (GO): inositol 1,4,5 trisphosphate binding; protein binding; store-operated calcium channel activity
Source: RefSeq, a predicted model, not a curated record
GACAAAUUUAGAAAUAAGAGAAGUGAUUUCAAAGGAAACAAAGCAGAACCCACACCAGCCGGCGAUCUCUGCUGACAUCCUCUUGAUUCCUGUAAAUACUCCGCAAACCCUCGACUCCUGAGAACUAAGGGGAGUCGGGGGGUGGGGGAGACAGCCGAGAAGGAAAUGCAUUAAGCUUGCACUUCGGAGGCGGCGUGGGGGUGCCGGCCUGCCGCCUCCCUGGACUCCCUCCGGGGACUGUUCCUCGGGAAGGAGUCGGUCCUCCUCGCGGCCGGCAGGGCGCUGCUUCCCCGAAGGUGCAGCAACCCCGGGCUGAGACGCGAGGCCAGGAGGCCGCUCAUCUGUUGCACCAGCGCCCAGCUGGGGCCGCCGGGCAUCGGCUCAGAGGCCAGUGGCGACUGCCGGGGCUUUAGGGAAAUAAAGGGAAUCGAGUGGAAGCCGAAGGUCCUUGAGCCGGACACUCGCUGGCUAAGACGACGCGUGGAGGCCACUCUAUUUUACAAUGGACUCGAGUCCCAGGAUGUAGACCGACCGAGCCUCUGGGAGUGACCGGCUGGGAGCCACGGAGUCGCAGGUCCAGCGAAGACAGAAGGAAAGCGCGUGGCAUGAAGCAUGGCUCAGUUUUACUACAAAAGAAACGCCAAUGCCCCCUACCGAGACCGCAUCCCUCUGCGCAUCGUCCGGGCGGAGUCGGAGCUCUCGCCGUCCGAAAAGGCCUAUUUGAACGCCGUGGAAAAGGGGGAUUAUGCCAGUGUCAAGAAGUCCCUGGAGGAAGCGGAAAUUUAUUUCAAAAUCAAUAUCAACUGCAUCGAUCCUCUCGGAAGAACUGCUCUGCUGAUUGCGAUAGAGAAUGAGAACUUGGAGCUCAUCGAAUUGCUCUUGAGUUUCAACGUCCACGUGGGGGACGCCCUGCUCCACGCCAUCAGGAAAGAAGUCGUGGGCGCCGUCGAGCUGCUGCUGAACCACAAGAAGCCCAGCGGGGAAAAACAGGUGCCCCCCAUACUCCUCGAUAAGCAGUUCUCCGAAUUCACUCCGGACAUCACGCCGAUCAUUCUGGCAGCCCACACAAAUAAUUACGAGAUAAUAAAACUGUUGGUUCAGAAAGGAGUCUCGGUGCCCAGACCCCACGAGGUCCGCUGCAACUGUGUGGAGUGUGUGUCCAGUUCCGACGUGGACAGCCUCCGCCACUCGCGCUCCAGGCUCAACAUCUACAAGGCGCUGGCCAGCCCCUCCCUCAUCGCGCUGUCCAGCGAGGACCCCUUCCUCACCGCCUUCCAGCUGAGCUGGGAGCUCCAGGAGCUGAGCAAGGUGGAGAACGAGUUCAAGUCUGAGUACGAAGAGCUGUCUCGGCAGUGCAAACAAUUUGCUAAAGACCUCCUGGAUCAGACGAGGAGCUCCAAGGAGCUAGAGAUCAUCCUCAAUUACCGAGAUGACAAUAGCCUCAUAGAAGAGCAGAGUGGAAAUGACCUGGCCAGACUCAAACUGGCCAUUAAGUACCGCCAGAAAGAGUUCGUGGCCCAGCCCAACUGCCAACAGCUGCUGGCCUCCCGCUGGUACGACGAGUUCCCCGGGUGGAGGCGGAGACACUGGGCCGUGAAGAUGGUGACCUGCUUCAUCAUAGGCCUGCUCUUCCCCGUCUUCUCCGUGUGCUACCUGAUCGCUCCUAAGAGCCCCCUGGGACUGUUCAUCCGAAAGCCAUUCAUCAAGUUCAUCUGCCACACUGCGUCCUAUCUGACGUUUUUGUUUCUGCUGUUGCUGGCUUCCCAGCACAUCGACAGGUCAGACUUGAACCGGCAAGGGCCGCCACCAACCGUCGUCGAGUGGAUGAUAUUACCGUGGGUCCUGGGUUUCAUCUGGGGGGAAAUCAAGCAGAUGUGGGACGGUGGCCUUCAGGAUUACGUCCACGACUGGUGGAACCUGAUGGACUUCGUGAUGAACUCCUUGUAUCUGGCGACAAUCUCCUUGAAAAUCGUGGCGUUUGUGAAGUACAGCGCCCUCAACCCCCGAGAGUCCUGGGACAUGUGGCACCCGACCCUGGUGGCCGAGGCGCUGUUCGCCAUCGCCAACAUCUUCAGCUCGCUGCGCCUCAUCUCGCUGUUCACCGCCAACUCGCACCUGGGGCCCCUGCAGAUCUCGCUGGGCCGGAUGCUGCUGGACAUCCUGAAGUUCCUGUUCAUCUACUGCCUCGUGCUGCUGGCCUUUGCCAACGGCCUCAAUCAGCUGUACUUCUACUACGAAGAGACGAAGGGGCUGAGCUGCAAGGGCAUCCGCUGUGAGAAGCAGAACAACGCGUUUUCAACGCUCUUUGAGACGCUCCAGUCCCUGUUCUGGUCCAUAUUCGGGCUCAUCAACUUGUAUGUGACCAACGUGAAGGCCCAGCACGAGUUCACGGAGUUCGUGGGCGCCACCAUGUUCGGGACGUACAAUGUCAUCUCUCUGGUUGUCCUGCUCAACAUGUUGAUAGCCAUGAUGAACAACUCCUACCAACUUAUUGCUGACCACGCAGACAUCGAGUGGAAGUUCGCUCGAACGAAGCUCUGGAUGAGCUACUUUGAAGAAGGUGGCACCCUGCCCACGCCCUUCAACGUCAUCCCCAGCCCCAAGUCCCUCUGGUACCUGGUCAAGUGGAUCUGGACACACCUGUGCAAGAAAAAGAUGCGAAGAAAGCCCGAGAGCUUCGGGACGAUAGGGAGGCGAGCGGCUGAUAAUUUGAGACGACACCACCAGUAUCAAGAGGUGAUGAGGAGCCUGGUGAAGCGGUACGUGGCCGCGAUGAUCCGAGACGCCCGCACGGAGGAGGGUCUGACCGAGGAGAACUUCAAGGAACUGAAGCAGGACAUCUCCAGUUUCCGCUUCGAAGUCCUGGGGUUGCUAAGAGGAAGCAAACUGUCUCCGGUCCAGCCCGAUCCAGCCCCAAAGGGCUGUUCCUAUUCCGCGGACUCGGAGGACAGGAGUGACGAAGGCGCCGGCAGAGACAAGAAGAAGAACUUCAGCCUCUUCGACCUGACCACCCUGAUCCACCCGCGCUCCGCGGCCAUCACGGCCGAAAGGCACACUGUGAGCAACGGCUCCGCCCUGCUGGGGCAGGAGCUCCCUCCGCGGGAGAAGCAGAGGAAAAUGAAUUUCGUGACCGACAUCAAGCACUUCGGCUUAUUUCACAGACGAUCCAAACACAGCGCUGCCGAGCAACAGCACACAAACCAGAUCGCAUCUGUUUCCGAGGAGGUGGCCCGUCUGCAGGCCGAGGGGUCCCUGGAGAGAACCGGCCAGCUGGAAGCUCGGGGGCUGGCCGCCCGGGGCGAGCGCGGCAUCCCCGGGCUCAGCGAACAGUGCGUCCUGGUGGACCACCGCGAGCGGAGCACGGACAGCCUGCCCGUGCAGGUGGGCAGGCGGAUCUGCCCCUUCAAGUCCGAGAAGGCGGUGGUGGAGGACACCGUGCCCAUCAUUCCCAAGGAGAGGCGCAGCCGGGGGGAGGACUCCAGCUCAGACUACGACGCCGCCCUCUCCGACACUGUCGCCCGCGAAGAUUACGUGACCACCAGGUUGUGACGCUUGGAGGAGGGGCGUGCGUCAUACGUAUUUUCCGCAGGGCACGGAGCUGGGGGCCGGUGUCUCGAAGUAAAUUAGCAAAUGUUAACUUACACUGUAUAGCAUUUAUCAACUGCGGCACCAUAACCUGUAACAUCUUUAAAGCAAAAGCUGUCCGAAAGACAAAAACCCCUGGCUUUGUAGCCUGCUUUUGCUUUCACAAUUUGUUUGACAAUCUUUUUUGGUUAAUAAAUAAAUUCACCUUGUAUU